AUGUGUGAAACCCUCCACAAAGAGGAGCCACACAACCCCUCUUUUCCGAUAACGCCCGCCGAGCUCCCCCUCCCCACGCACCUCCCCGCUCCGCUACCUCCCCUCCUCAACACCGCCCGGCCCCGGGCCGCACCGGCUCCUUCCCCCACGCCCCACACACGCCGCCCUCUCCGUACCCACCGCCCCUCGCUCCGCCCGAGCCGCGGCCCCGCCCCCGGGGUCAGAGGUCGCGGGGCGGCGUGCGCGGCAGUGAUGGCGGCGGGGGCGCCGCGGGGCAAGGCCGGCCGGCGGCGCGCAGGCAGUAAGCAUUCAGCUGCUCUGAAGAACGAAGAUCCUGCUCAGAGGAAAGUAGCUCUGGAGUCUGCUUUGAGAAAGAAGAUUGAAUUUGAGAAGAAAGCAUUGCAUAUUGUUGAAGAACUCCUGGAAGAGGACAUUACUGAAGAGUUCCUUCUGAACUCUGGAAAAUGUAUUACCCCAUCACACUAUAAAGAUGUUGUUGAUGAACGGUCUAUCAUCAAACUAUGCGGUUAUCCUCUGUGUCAAAAUAAACUGGAAAAUGUGCCAAAACAGAAGUACAGGAUUUCAACAAAAACCAACAGAGUUUAUGAUAUCACUGAAAGAAAGUGCUUUUGCAGUAACUUUUGCUAUAAAGCAUCUAAAUAUUUUGAAGCUCAAAUUUCCAAAAGUCCGGUAUGGAUGCGAGAAGAGGAGGAGCCACCAGACAUAGAACUGCUGAAGGAGGGACAGAGUGGAUCAUCUGGAGAAGAGAUGAAAAUACGUGAUGAAGUAAUUAAAGUUUCUGACAUUGAAAAUCCUAGGAUAUCUUCAAAGCUAUCUGAAUUUGGUUCUCAUGACACAGCCAGUGACAGCAGUAGUGAUAGUGAACAAGAUUUUGUUUCUUCUGUCCUGCCUGGAAGCCAGUCCCGUUCAGCUGGUGUUGCACAGCAGUUGCACAGAAGCAGCAUCCUCAGAAAGCAGCAUGAUCCAAAAGACUUCUCCAGCCCUAAAACUGAAGACACAGAUGUGGUAGAAGCCACUGAACAACUAUCUAAUUGUAAAUUAGGCGCUCAGGAAGAAGUAUAUGCUGGCUCUGUUCAUAAUAAAAUAACUGCAAUGUCUUCAGAAAGUAUUUCUCUAGGAAAAUCAGGUGCUGCAGAAAACUAUGAAAACACACGUAGUGGCUCACAGGUAGUUUUUCUAGGUGUGAGCAGAAGAGGGGCUGAACAUCUUAAAAGAAUCUUAGCUAACUCAAAAGAACAUAACAAAUCGAUACUGAGGAAUCCAGUGAAUUCCAAAGGCAGUUUAUUAGAAGUGCUUAAACAAACACUUAAAGAAUGGAGAACUGAGGAAACUAUGAAAUUUCUCUAUGGCCCAAACUAUGCUUCUUUACGCUCAUCCAAACAUGUGUCAUCUGCCAAGCAGGAGAAUGAAGAACUUGAUGAGGAUGACUUGGAUGCAGCUGAUGAUCUCAACACUGCUGCUGUAGGGCUGUCUGAGAACAGUUUGAACUACUCACUACCUUUCACGAGCCCAGGAGGAAUAGUUAAGCCUGUGCCGAGUUACAAAAAGCUAAAAGAAGAAACAGAGUUCCUAGAACUCCGAGUGAGAGAGUUCUAUAAAGGAAAGUGCAUCUUGGCAGAAGAGGCAGCAACUCAGGCACAAGCAGAGGAACAUCCAAGCAAAGGCAAAGAGGAGCAACAGGAAGAUCUCAUCUUCCCACUUGUUGAUUCAACUGCACAAAUGCAGAUUAGAAAGCGAAUUGUCCUUGAAAAACUGAGAAAAGCAUUGCCUGCAGUUCUGGGCCCUCUUCAGAUUGCUCCAGGUGAUGUUUACACAGAGCUGAAAAAUCUUGUCAAAACCUUCCAGUUAACAAACAGAAAUAUUAUUCACAAGAUGCCUGAAUGGACUCUAAUUGCAAUAGUUUUGUUAUCAGUACUGUCACAACAUACUCCAGUUUUCAAGACCACUCAGGCCAGUCCAACGUAUACCCAGUUCCUGACUACAUUGCUGGAAGAACUGCACUUCAAAAGUGAAGAUCUGGAAAGUCUGACAAGCAUCUUUGGGAAGGACAGCCUGCUUGACUGAAUAAGGUGAUCAUCCUGACAUCUCCUGCUAUUUGCAAUAGUGUCACAGAAAACAGAACACUACCUACAAUUGUUGGAACUGGUUUUUAAAUGAAACAUGAAAUGUAGUAUCAAUUGUACUUCUUGCAGUUGCUUUUUCAUUUGCUUCCUAUGAAUAAGGAUUUUGAAGUCUUGUGGAGAAGCUAAUUAUAACAGCAGUCAUUCAAGGUACGCAUGAAGACUGGUUAAAACAUGGGUCUUCUGAAAACUGACUGUGUCAAAGCAGUAGAAAAGAAUUUUGAUUGGUUUGGGUUUUUUCUUGCUUUGGAAAUUUUCAGCCAAAAUUUAUCUGCAGGAGUUGGGGAAAGAAAGGGAGGGGAAAAAAAGGUGUAUUAGCCUGGAUAGUUGAGAAAGCUGCUGCUGAUGUUGUUCCAGCUGAGCUGAUGCACAGAGCAGUACCCUUUAUGAAUGGUGAUGACAGCGCACAAAGAGGUCUGAUCCGUAGCCUGUUGUUCUUGCUGCUUCUAAGAAAAGGGGUGGUUCCUGAACUUGUGCAAAAGUUAUUUUUAAACAGCCUCUAAUUGUUACUGAUUUGGACUUUAAAUAUAUUUGAAUAACUAAAAGCUUAAUUUUUUGCUUUCAUUAGUCAUUUUGUUUUAGAGAAUUGUGUUAUCUUGGCUGGGUGUGUUUUGCCUUGCUUCUGUCACUGACUGGUUAUAAAAUGCAAUUUAAAACUAAUCCACUUGUAAUCCUUAAUGAUUCCAUAAGACAUAAUUCCAUCGCAUAGUUCUGUGUGUAGGUCUUGAAAAGACUGGAGAAGGACGCCGUAAGGGACAGCACUUGCUCUGCCGCAAGCACCGGCAUGAGAUAAGGCUGAAGUGUGACUUAGCAGGGCUGGUAAAUGCCAUUUAAAACCAGUAUGUAUUCCCUUGGUUUAUUUCCGUACUUGGGCACCAAAAGGGAGCUGUGCACUUACUGAGUUUAUUGCUCUGGAAUUCCUUCAUGAUAAUCAGGAUAAAUAGGUCGAUUUCCCCUGGCACACAGAAGUCUCUGCAUACAGCUUUUCCCCAGAAGUUUUGUUGGCAGUGGAUUUUAUUUAGAUGAUGCUUGACUUUCCCUAACUGACUAAUGUGAAGUUAAGUUCAGUACAAUUUGCAAAAGCAGCAAUUGAGAUUGAGGAAAACCUUUCAUGCAGAGUUAGAGCUGUUCGCUUUUCUAAGUAUGCAGUAGGAAAAAAAUACCCAUCAUGAUCAGAGUGUGUCUGAUGUCAAAUUCAUAAGAAUGCAUAGUGGAACACUUUUUACUUGAUACACGCACAAAGAAGGCACAAGACCUCACCAAAAGAGAAGCUUAGACAAGCCUGAGUAGUAAGUAUGAUACUCUGAGCAAAACUUAAAGUUUGAAUUUAUAUCUACCUGCUUCUGAUUUUGGAAGUUGAGUAUAUUUCUAUUUUUAGCUGGUACUUCCCUGUGGAUUCUGAGCAAGCCAGUGUUUCUGGUGCGUUUACCUUGGUGCAUCAAAAUUACAACUACCCCAUGACUCGGGGUAGGUUUAUAGUUGGACUUGAUGAUCCGGUGGGUCCUUUCCAACCUGGUGAUUCUGUGACAAUGCUGCUAUACCAAGUACACCUAAAGGCAUCACAAAUGCACAUCAUAGCAGGAAUGUUGCUGUGUUUCAGGUUUGAUGGCUCUCAUUUGAAAGGUUUUACACUUCCUGUCAGUUUAGUGGUGUGAUUUUUUUGUUAGUUAUUUUUAGGCUUGGUGUUCAGCACAUGCGAUGUGGGAAACACAUGGUCUUGCAGUAAGAGUGAAUAGGUCACAGGCCCAAAGACCUCUCUAGCAGGGUUCACUGCAGCUGCUUUUACUGUUUGCCUUAGCAGCUCAAAAAAGUAAGCUCCCAGGAUUUUUGCGUCUCCUCCUUGGUGCUGUAUAGUAAGCUCACUCGUCCCUUCCUUGCCCUGAGAGAACAGGAUAACCAUUCUCUUCAUGACCACCUUCACUAGCCCAGGAGAAAGUUCUGUAAUGUGCUGGAAAUGCCCUGAAGGGAUAUUCUUCACUUCACUUUAAUGAUUUCAUAUCACUUAGACCUGAGUAAAACACAUGUAAGCAAAUGCAGAAAGUAUGCGUAUACCCACUGUAGCAGGAGAGCUCGAUUCAUUUCAUUGAAGACUAUGAAAACAAAACAAAGCCUUAGUGAAUCCAGACAAGUGUAACUGAGGUGGCUGUGCUGCUGUCUAAACCCAGAACUGGAAAGGUACCUCUGCCCUGUCUUCAGAGAGUGAGGCAGGGAACGACAGAGGGCCGGGUAUAUCCACGAGAGACAUUUGGGGCCUCGAGGGCUCUGUGCACACCACACAGAGAGGAUUCACCUGCAUCAUCAAUCUUCAGCUUCAGUGAGUAGUUUAGAAGUGGUAUUUGUUGUGAUUUAAGGGGGGGAAGUGAUGAUCCUGUGUGUUGAACUUGUGUGUUCUACCCUUCUCUCCCUACUUUGGGAGAAUCUGGACUCUACAAAAUGCAAGAAGGGGAAAAUGCAGCUCAGUGGGACUUUGGGACACAGCUGGCCUUUGCUGGAGAGAAAAGGACUAACAUAGCAGAGAGGUGAAAAAGGAAGAAAGAAAGAGAAAGUUGUAUUCACGCCUUCUAAAUUUAGGCAUCCAACCCUAGAUACCUGCCUGUCUCCAUUGACUUUGGAGAGAAACAGUGCUCUUAAAUGUAGGUUCUCCAAAUCAUACCUCAGCACAGCUUCCAAGGUGGGUGGUGUUAACGCCUCUGCCCCGUUCCCCAGUGGCAGAAGUGGGUAAGUCAGCUGAGAACUGUGACUAUAGACUGGCUCUCUCUUGAGUAACUGGUAAAGUGCGGCUGCAAACCAAGCGGGGACUGCCCUGCAAAGCAGGAAGCUUCUCGGCUAUCUGAGCCUAUGGUUUGCUUAUUUCAAUGGCUGCUGCUUCACAUGGAAUUAUUUUCUUAACAGUAAGAAUUAAAGCCAAAAGAAUUGAAGACUUGCAGUCUUUAGGAAAAAAAAUAAUGCCCGUGUGUUGAAAGAACAUCCUGGGCAUCACGCUCUAGUUCUGCAGUUUUCCUCUCAGCUUUCCAUCCUUACCGGUCACUUCUGCAGUCGCUCACCAACACCCAGUGCCAUGGGUGAGUUUAGCUUGGUCACACUGGGCUGGCAGAGAAUGCUGAACUGCCAUUUCCAAUGAGCAUUAAAUAUUGAAAACACAGGCUCGGGCUCUCUUUGGCGUGUCUUAGGUUUCCACAAGCAGCAGAUGGCAUACAAGGCAGGGCUGGGCCCCUAUGAAGCCCUCUGUUUCUCAGCAGCGUAGCUCUGCCACCUGACAGCCCCUUGGCCUCUGAUUAGAGCCGGAGGAAGUGGGUGUGCCUGCCAUUAACAAAGGCAGAAAGCAAUGCUGCUAGAGUCUUUUCCUCUUGUGAGCUCUCUUUUUGUGACUCUUCGUCUUAGGACCGCUUCUCUGCACAGACGACAAGCAGUGCUUUGGGAGAUGAGCUGCCUGAGAGACGCUGUGGAAGGUGAACUGUGGUGUUUGUGGUGCUAAACAGGAAUUAGUGAGGCAGGGGAGAGAGCUGGGAACUUGUGUCUUCAAGCAGCUCGCAUUUGAGCACCCUGGCCUCUGAGAGCAAAAGCAUGCUUUGCCUCAGCUGCUGAUCAGGACGUGCAUGAUAGAUGUUUGUCGCUCGCCCUUGGCUGCUUGCAGCUGUAGAGCAAGAAGUGAAGCAACCAGGAGCUCUGAAAAAAAUAGAUGAGGGGGGCCAAAAAAGUGUAAUUGGCAUAAAGAAAGGUAAGAAACGAGCACAAGCCCUUUUAAACUGUUCUUGGGCUGGAAAACAGGCAAUGCUGUGAGAUAUAUGGGGCAUCCUCCUCAAAAUAGUCUCCUCGGUACAUCAUCGUGUUUGGGGCAGCAUUAACAAUCAGGCAGGGCUGGAAAGGCCACAAGCAAAGGCCACCAACCUUCGGUGCAGUGCUUCUGAUAUCUGUGAGCCACAUUUGCCUUCCCUGUGACUUUCCCACCGCAGCUGAAUGUGUAGACUUCAGUCCUAGGUUUAGGAACACUUAUCAAUCGGAAUAACGCAGUAAUUGUGGCCCCACCAGCCCUUCAGAUGUCACAGGUUCGUUGGGUUUCCUGAGCUGACCCGCUGCCACCUCAAGCCAGCAGCUCCCUAAGCAGCGCCCCUCUUUCAGGAGCAGGCUAGAGCUGACACGUCUCAGCACUGUGAGAACUCCCGUUGCGAGGCAGCCCUCAGCAUGCUCGGCAGCCUGUUCUGUAGAGGCAAAGCUGCAGUGCACUUUUGCACACUGAUUAUACGCAGGAGCUGCCUGCAAAGGUCAGAGAACAACGCCAGUGGGGCUGCCGGCAUCAUUGCAAGCCACAUCAAACCAAUGCCAUUUCUGGCUCUAUUUAGCCUCUUAAACCACAUGGGAUAAGUAACUGAAUUGAAUGCAAGGUGGGGCGGCAGCAGCUUCUGGGGGAGAGUCCUGUGAUUUGGUUGGCCUUAGGCAUUACUAUAGAGAGCUUGUAGGUCUUUGGGUACAGCUUUAACAAGCUGCAAACAUUCGGAUCAGGAUUUACAUCAUAAAUCUUGCCUUUUUGUUCUACUCAAAUGGGAGUGUCUACAAAUCAGGUUAAUAUAAUUUAACAGCGCAGUAGAUAAGUAACAAAAAAGAUUGUAAUUGGUAGCAUUAUCUGAGAAGCCAGAACGAACCUGCUUACAGCUGUCAGCCGAGGCCUGACUCAUCCGAGGUAUUUUAUAGCAACCAUAUGCUAGGCAUGUCUAUCUCACCUAUUAUGCAAAAAAAAUGAUAAUGUUUCCUAAUCAGGAUUUGCCACUGAGCAGGUUUUUCCCGUAAACAUCUCUGUAUUGCAAAUGCUAUCCAUGGUCAGGAGAAAGCCUUUUGCAAAUGCUUCUGAUUUGUUCAUUUAACAAAUAGAAUAAACGGCCACAAAUCUGUGGACAGGACUAAUUCAGCAAGGCUGGCUGUCGUUCAAGGGACAGGUACGUGAUUCCGGCAGUUGGCAUGUCAUAGAACAGAAUCACAGCAUCACUGAGGCUGGAAAAGACCUCUGUGCUCAUCCAGUCCAACACCACCAUGCCUGCUAAGCCAAGUCCCCAAGUGCCACCUCUUCUGUUAGGAGGUGGCUUCGGAUCCCCUGCACUUCUUGUGCAAAACAACCUGGGUGUUCCAAACUGAAGGCACGGUCCCAAAGCAGGAACCAACCUGCAAUACAGUCAAAAUACUUCACCGAGGCAGCACAUGUGGAGUUGUGUCAGUACAGUGUAUUGAGCUGCAUAGCCAGAAAAGAGGGUGAAUUCCUGUCAGCACAGGAGAGACAUUAACAAUCAAGUUUGAAAAUAUUAAGGUCUUUUGGUAACAAUGCUAGAAUAAUAAUUGCAUUUUAACGAAGGCAGACACCGCUGUAAACCUGUCAGUUGUUGGGUUUUGAGCAAGUUUUACAUCCAGUUCUCUUUUACACAAACCUGCCUGCGCCUGUGUGCCUCUGCGGCCUGAUGAGUCCUUCUUGCACGGACAGUGGUUACCCGUCCACGAGCCUCAGGUGUUCCCAGGACGCAGCCACAGCGCCCGAGCGGUCUCAGGGGCAACACGGGGCUGAAGCAGUGCGGGCACUUCCUGCUGUUCUCACAAGGGCAGCCGUUCGGCUGCUUAAAGCUCUGAUGACAAAGCUCCUGUUGAUGCAAACAAGAGAAAACUGUUGUCCUGGGAAUUGUAUGCCUUGUUUAGGAAUCACAGUCUCGGAUUUGUUUCAAGAAAAAUCCUUCACUUAAAAGCUUUUUUGGAUGGAUUCUUUUUGUCUGAGCUCUGGGCUCUUAAUUAAAAAACUAAAAGGAAAGUGGAUUUUUUUUGCUGUUUAAGAUCAUCGGGUUAUU
This is a messenger RNA of Cuculus canorus (common cuckoo), 7963 nucleotides long. It is a transcript of the gene RPAP2, whose product is annotated as RNA polymerase II associated protein 2. NCBI's taxonomy places the organism in Eukaryota, Metazoa, Chordata, Aves, Cuculiformes, Cuculidae. Bases 1 to 2085 code for a protein of 694 amino acids. The record is from RefSeq and is a predicted model, not a curated record. The transcript has 14 exons. Gene Ontology annotation, cellular component: cytoplasm; nucleus. Gene Ontology annotation, molecular function: RNA polymerase core enzyme binding; RNA polymerase II CTD heptapeptide repeat phosphatase activity.